GAAGAAGCUACAUAACAACACAACGGACUCUCAGGUGAGCUGGUCCAGCUGUUGGAGGUCCUCUGGCUCCCGGAGCCUGGACGCGGCUUCCUGACCGGACUGAGAGCAGAUCUGCAGAGAUGAGCAGCAGUCUCCUGCUGUCGCCGUGGCGCCGGGGUUUCCAUCAUGGCCGCCUCCUGCUCUUGUCCUCCCGGCGGUUCAACUCGGACGGUCGGAUCAGUCGCAGCCUCCAGGAGAGCUACAAGGUGCUGCAGCUGCCCGCCGAGGGCUGCAGCAGCCCGGCGGAGGUGAGGGCCGCCUACCUGCGCCUCGCCAAGCUCUACCACCCGGACUGCGGCGAGCCCACCGCCAACGCCAGGCUGUUCGCUCGGGUCGAGGAGGCGUACCGGGCCGUUCUGGCCCAUCAGAGUAAGACCCGACAGCCGGACGGAGCGACGGAGGACGACGACGAGGACAAAAGCCGAGGAAACGCUCUGCAGCACAGACACUACCUGAGCUAUGAGGGCGUGGGCUCGGGAACCCCGAGCCAGCGGGAGCGGCAGUACCGGCAGGUCCGUGUGGACCGGGCCGCCGAGCAGGUCCUCAGCUACCGCCAGAGGGAGCACGAGCGCGCGGCGGCGGACGGGGCGCUGGCGGAGCGGGACGCCCGUCAGCGCAGCCACAAGAUCAAGAUCACGCAGGCGGUGGAGCGGCUGGUGGAGGACCUGAUCCAGGAGUCCAUGGCCCGCGGAGACUUCCGGAACCUGAGCGGCGCCGGGAAGCCGCUCAACAAGUUCCAGCACAACCCGUACGCCGACCCCAUGACCCACAACCUCAACCGCAUCCUCAUCGACAACGGCUACCAGCCGCCCUGGGUGGUGAUGCAGCGCGACAUCCGGGAGGGCGCCGCCCGGGUCCGGACCCGGCUGCUGGAGGCCCGGGCGCAGCUCGGCGACCCCAUGACCCCGGCCGAGCGGCGCCACUGGGAGCGGCUCUGCGGCGCCGUGGAGGAAGAGCUGGCGAAGCUCAACAAGAUGGUGGACGACUACAACCUGAUCGUCCCCAUGCUGAGCAUGCAGAUGGUCCAUUUCAGCCUGGCCCGGGAGGCGGCGCGGGCCCAAAGGGUUGCCGAGCAACGGAGGGCGGAGCUUCUGCAGGUCCGGCAGGAAGAGAGGGAGCGGAGGAAGGAGGAGAAGAAGAGAGCCAACGCCGCAGGCAGGACUCCAGCUAAGAGGCGAGGCCUGGUGUCCUGGAUGCAGAGUCUCCUCGGAUACUAACCCUGC
Molecule: messenger RNA, 1262 nt
Organism: Gambusia affinis (western mosquitofish)
Lineage: Eukaryota; Metazoa; Chordata; Actinopteri; Cyprinodontiformes; Poeciliidae
Gene: dnajc28
Product: DnaJ (Hsp40) homolog, subfamily C, member 28
Exons: 2
Coding region: 120-1256 (378 amino acids)
Source: RefSeq, a predicted model, not a curated record